AUGGAAUCACAGUGUUUUCCCCUACUCCUUACUGUUGGUCUCAGAGGUGGGUAUGUUAGUGAUUUGGUCGACACAGGAGCCACGUGUAGUCUUAUCGACGUAGAUCAGUGUCAGAUUCGUGAGCUAAGCCGAGACGGCCCGCGAGUGAAAGCCGUCAACGGGUCUCGUCUCCAAACCUGGGGCUGUCUGGACGUCGAAUUUCAGAUGGUGGGAACCAAGGUCAAGCACCCCAUGGUGGUCGCCUCGAAUCUGCCAUGGAAGAUGAUAUUAGGAAUUGAUUUUCUACGCCAUUUUGAAAUAUGCCUCGACCUGAGUAGGAACAUUCUAACCUUCGACGGGAAAGAAAUUCACGUGGGAUCAGGCGAAGCAAGCGAGGAGGAUUGGGCACUCGAACUCCACACCGUGGAUCCCCCUGGCCAGGUGUCGCGCAUGGUAGAGAAUACCAGGGAACUAUUGAGCGAAGAACAGCAAGGGAGAUUGAAGGCGAUGAUAGACAGCCACAAAUUGGCGUUUGCCUGGGACGGUGUACCUUUGGGUCGUACCAAAAUAAUUCAACAUCGCAUCGGCACGCAAGGAGCCGCGCCCAUCAAACAACAUCCUCGCCGUUUGCCCGUAGCUUACCGGUAA
Messenger RNA from Echinostoma caproni, 627 nucleotides. The record is from the annotation of a GenBank genome assembly. NCBI's taxonomy places the organism in Eukaryota, Metazoa, Platyhelminthes, Trematoda, Plagiorchiida, Echinostomatidae.